UGCUUGCUCCCUUCAUGCUCCCUUCUAUCGCUGAAAAGUACGGGGGUCGUGGCGGCCUGAAAAGGAGAGCCGCUCCUCCCUCGUGCUCCUUCCUGGUUGCUGCUACCUAUCAUGCCUUGCGCAAACGUUCCAAACAUCAGCUUGCGCAACAAGACUCCCUACGAGGCGCUCUCGCCUCGAGUUCAAGACCCAAGUUCGGUCUGAGGUCCUAACCUCAUCGUGCCUACCAUCCGGGCGUCGACCCCCGGGGCGUCCUUUCACAGUUCUCAGAGUGCGGUGCAGUUCCAUGCCAUUGUAUGACGUUGUACUCAAGUUUGAGUCAAACUAGACCUGCCGAAUCGCAACUUGACCAAACCUCGCCGUUUCCGAGGCUUUCCAAGGCCUCGUCUGCCGCCCCUUUCUCACCCCCUCGGUCAGUCAUUCGGCUCCGACGAAAUGGAGGUCUUUAUGCGUAAUGUUUUGCCCCGUCUUACGGAUCGGUCGUUGGAGACGCAGCUCCAGCCGCUUAUGGAGCGACUCCAUAUCACGGACUACAUGGUCGAGAAGGCGAAGGGCAAGCACAUUGGAAAUAUCACGUUCCGCCACAAAGCCGAUGGCGUCCGGUUCCUGCAACACCACAGAGAGAUCACCAUCUUGGGAUCCAGAGUUGUCUGUCAAGAGAGCAAACGGGCGGUCAACGAACUCACACUGAGAGCUAUUGAGCACAAGGCCAGCCAACGAAUCCAGAACGAGACUGUCCCGCAAGAGACGGUCAAGACUUUGGCGGCAACCGAGCUGAGCUGCGGCUACUACACCUUCAACGACAAACGGCUCACCUUCACGGCUGAAUGGACGGCGAACGAGAGUUGUCAGCUGAAGUUUACCAAGCGAAACCUCCUCGUCCGCUUGACCGGACGAGACGUGCAACUCCGCAUGCCCUUCCAGAGCAUCAUUGAGCUUGUGUGGUGGCACGACGGCACCGUAGCCGUGACCCUCUCGUGGGCUCCGACCAUUCUAGCACCAAAAUCCACGGGAAAUGACGACAUCACAACGCGCUUCUCAAUGUUCACCAUCCGCCAGCAGACCCCCGAGCGCAUGAGACAAGUGGCCAUCGACCAGAACCAUCAGCGCAUCGUGGCCACUUGUCUGGUUUACUAUUUCAAAGUUCCCAACGCCAUCACUCGGCAUGCCAACAGCGAUUUUCAAAGCGAGAUAUCCAGGAUGAGCUCGCGACAGCUCUUCCCUGUCACUCGCUAUCAUCUCGGGUUCGAGCAUGCACGCCAAGUGAGGUUCAGCGACGCUGCGGCAACCCUGCAAUCCGAGCUCGCCGAGUACAAUCGCGGUGACUCGCUUCCUUUUGACCUUUUGUUCCUACUCCACGCGCUACUGGCAAACGGUUAUCUUCACCCAGCCACGAUUUCCGCUCUGGCUUCGAGACUAGUUUCACGCUUCGCAGCAGCCAAGAAGGCCGAGAGCCAGCAGCCGCCCGUGUCAGUCGACGCCUUCAAGAAGCUGUUCGACUGGAUCGACUGGCCGUCGCCCGAGGGCGACCCGGGGAUGUUCGAAGUGGACGGUAUCAUGGAAUAUCUGGAACAAGCCGAGCAGCUCGUCCGGCAAAGCCGUGCCGUGAAGGAAAACCAGUUUGAUGAAACGCCGAACCGGGCACGUAUCUUCAGGGCCGUUGUCACCCCGACGCGCGUAAUGUUUCACGGCCCGGAGCUGGAGCCCAUGAACCGCAUUCUCCGCAAGUUCCCGGAUCACUCGUACUUCAUCCGAGCGCAGUUCUGCGAUGAGAAUGGCCAGGAUCUCUUCUUCAAUAACACGGUAUCUUUGGAUUCCAUCUAUGAGCGGUUCAAGGCGGUAUUAGUGAGCGGUGUCAUGGUGGCUGGCAGGGUCUACAAGCUCUUGGGCUUCUCGCACUCGUCGCUCCGCGCCCACUCGGCAUGGUUGUCUGCAUCCUUCGUCCACCAAGGCCAGCUGCACAUCCCGGAGUACAUCGUCACGGGCCUCGGCGACUUUGAAAAGAUCAAGUCUCCGGCCCGGCGCGCCGCCCGCAUUGGGCAAGCCUUCUCCGAGACACCGUACGCUGUGGACCUCGACGAGAACGCCAUUGAGGUUCGUGAAAUACCGGACAUUGAGCGGAACGGCCGCGUGUUCACCGACGGUUCCGGGAAGAUCUCGCCCGGUGCCGCCAAAGCCAUCUACAACGUCAUACCGAAAUCCAAAGGAUGCCCAACUUGCUUCCAAAUCCGGUGGGCGGGCGCAAAGGGGAUGCUGGCUGUGGACCCGCGCCUCGUGGGCAACUUGAUAUGCAUUCGUCCAUCCAUGAUCAAGUUUCCGAGCAAUGAUAAACAGCUUGAGAUCUGUGAUAUGGGCUCCAAGCCGAUCCCGAUGGUUCUGAACCGCCCGCUGAUCAAGAUCAUGGAGGACAUGGGGGCGCCAAGGGAGUGGUUCCUGGAGCUGCAAAGCAGAGAAGUACGGCGACUUCAAGGGUUAACCGCCUCGGUGUACAACACGGCGAGUUUCCUCCGCGCGCAGAGGAUCGGCGAAAGCAUCCAGCUUCAUAAAUUCCUCCGCCAGACGGAAGCUAUGGGUCUCGACUACCGCCAAGAUGGCUUCCUUCGGGGAGCGGUUGAGGCAAUCCUUCUGCAGGAGCUUCGACUCCUCAAACACAAGUCCCGAAUCCCCGUCCGGAAAGGCAUGACACUCUUUGGCGUCCCGGACGAAACGGGAUACUUGAAGGAAGGACAAGUAUACGUGACCUUUGAUAAAGGUGACCGCCAUUCCGAGCCUCCUGGAUCCGGCCCCGUAAUUGUGACGCGAUCACCCGCAAUGCAUCCCGGGGACGUCCGGGUUGCUUACAACACGAUCCCGCCCAACGAGCAUCCUCUUGUUCACUACCGGAACUGCAUCGUGUUCAGCACGUGGGGCAGUCGAGAUCUCCCCAGUCAGCUCGCUGGAGGCGACCUCGACGGCGACACUUUCCACAUCAUCUGGGAUCCCGAGCUGGUUGGCAGAGUUAAGACCUUUAGUCCAGCUAACUACCCCCGAGUCGAGCCGUUAGAGUUGAACAGGCCAGUGACGUCCUCGGAUUUGGCAACCUUCUUCUUCGACUUCAUGAGACAGGAUUGCCUAGGCCGGAUCUCCACUCGGCACAUGAUACUGGCUGACCAGCGGCCGGCUGGCACCCUGCAUGCGGAUUGCAUCAAGCUGGCCGAGCUCCACUCUUCUGCCGUUGACUUCUCCAAGACGGGGCGGCCUGUCUCAGUGAGGGACCUGCCUCGGAGUGAGAAGUGGCGGCCCGACUUCCUCGCCCCCGGCCCGCAGAUCACGAUCCACAAUAAGUCUGAUGUUGAAGUGCUGAACCAACACGUUGCACCCCAGAACGAUGAGGAUGACGAGGACAACGACGAAGGACCUCGGUACCAGUACUAUCGCUCCCCGAAGCUCUUGGGACAGCUCUACCGGGCGGUGGACGAGAACAAGAUCUGGGCCGAGGACAUCAAAAUGGCAAUCCGAGCCGGGAGCGCUUCGUUCUGGGACCAGCUUUUGGACGCCAUCCACCAGCGAGUGAGCGCCAUCGGCCCGGUGGAGUGGCAACACCGCUCGGCCGAGGCGCACAGGAUCCGUUACGCCUACGAAGAAGACAUCCACGGCACCAUGAUCGACGGCGCCGACCACCCGCACCAACCGCUAAGAGAGCUGGAAGUAUUCGUCGGCUUCAUCAUGAACAAAUCCGGCGUCCAGACACACCGGCAGCGCGACCGCUCCGUCAAGCUCAAGGACGAGUUCGAGCGCAUCACGACCUACAUCGCGCGCGAGAUGCGCAACCCGGCCUCGGUCAGCGGCUACACGAGCGAGCUGGACGCGCUGGAGCUCUGUCUCGCCUGCCUGCACGUCGCGUGCCAGAAGAAGGAGGAGGACAGGGACCUGCGGCCCCGCCAUCGCAGCUCGGCGCAUAAUCUCGAGAGUUUCAAGAUUGUCGCUGCUGCCACCCUGCUGCGCGAGCUCACUGCCCUGGAGAGGGGUACCGUUUCGGGAGCGGGCCAGGCGUAUGCCUAUGGUGGUGGUGGCAGGCCCAGUAAGUAGGGGGCCAUCAACCUGAUCGGCGCUGCAGUCAUUGCUUGAGCAUGGCUUGGAUUCGGCUGGUCAUUUUGUCUUCGGUUGAUCAAUAAGGUGCCUUACCAAGGGGCCAUGGAAAAAACCGUACCUCGGUCUCACAAGUGUGCGGCACCUUAUAAAGUUUCCUUUUUCCUCUCAACCAGCACAUACGACCAUACCUGGUAGAAAACACGGGAUCCCGUCCGCUCUCCCUUAGUUAAGCUACCAAGGGCCGAACCAGUACUCAGGUGGGUGACCACUGGGGAAUCCUCGGU
Chaetomium strumarium is the source of this 4355-nucleotide messenger RNA. Its product is annotated as RNA dependent RNA polymerase-domain-containing protein. NCBI's taxonomy places the organism in Eukaryota, Fungi, Ascomycota, Sordariomycetes, Sordariales, Chaetomiaceae. Gene Ontology annotation, molecular function: RNA-directed RNA polymerase activity. Gene Ontology annotation, cellular component: nuclear RNA-directed RNA polymerase complex. Gene Ontology annotation, biological process: siRNA processing. The coding region runs from base 436 to 4068 and encodes 1210 amino acids. The transcript is spliced from 2 exons. The record is from RefSeq and is a predicted model, not a curated record.